UGGCAAAAUGACGCCAAACCCGGAACCAUUAUGUCCUGGCUUUAGUUGCUCCGGAACUUAAAAGUAGACGGACCGCCGCCAUUGCUCGCUAACAAUGCUAAUUCAUGCUCGCUGGAUAAAAAGUAAAAUAAACAAAGGAUAAAAAAGCAAACUCCUCAUCUCGUCCUAACAUGCUGACCCGCCACCAGAAGCGGCUGUGGAAGUACGUGGAAGAGGGAAGCUUGCUCAAACUCAAGUCCUACCUGCGCAAGCACCGGGACUUGGAGGUGAACUUCACCCAGGGCAAGAGGCAGAGGAGCCCGCUACACUUGGCGUGUAGCCUCGGGGAAGACGCCGUCCUGAGGCUGCUCCUCCGACACGGAGCUGACGUGCGAGCCCGGGACAGGAAGGGAGACACGCCGCUACACCUCGCCCUAAACCGGGCCUUAAAGCACGGGAGAGCGGCUUAUGACGACCUGGUUGUGCCUCUCCGAAAGAGUUGUCCAGAGGCCAUGGACGCCGCCAACACUGCAGGUGUGACACCCCAGGACCUCCUCAACUGGAGCAAACUGUCAGAGGAGACGCCAGCGAGCACCAGCGGGCCACCGAAGGCUGACCCAGAACGAGACUGGAUGGAAAAACUUUUUGGCGAAUGUCAGGACGAGUUCUGUGAGACCUUUGGAGUUUAUGACGCGGACGACUACCUGGCUGUGGACGAGGAGGAGGAGGACUACGGCGACUGGGCCGACCGCAUCAGAGGAGAAUAUUUCUCCAAGAAGAAUGCAGAAGCUCAGAGAUUAGCGGCGUCUUCUGGCCUCAAGAAGAAGAAGAAGAAGAAGAGCGAGGGAGAAAAAGAGGAGAACUACCAGGAGCUGCACCAGCGUCUCCAGAAGGAGCACCAGGAGUAUUUGGACCGCGCCGCACGCAAAGAGGAGGAGACCCGUCUGGGCAAGAAGCGCCGCUACGAUCAAAUGUGCGCCGACACCUUCAAAGCCGGCGCGCCCGACGACGGCGGCGGCGGCGAGCUGCUGUGCUACGCCGACAUCCCCUGGCCGGCGCCGCGCGGCACGGUCCAGGAGAUGGCGGACGUGAUGCUGCACGGCGUGGACCGCAAGGACGCGGCGGUCUUCCGCAAGGCGCUACGGAAGCAGCAGACGCUGUGGCAUCCCGAUAAGUUCGCCCAGAGGUGUGAGGCCCGGCUGCAGGAGAAGGACAAGCGCAGGAUCUUGGACACGGUGACCGCUCUGUCGCAGGAACUCAACAGGCUGGCCCAGAGUCUGAGGGCCUGAGGUCACUUCAUUAGGUACACCACUGACCUCGUCGCCCUUGUUGUGCUGGGAAUAUCACUCUGACACACCUUCAAACUGCCACCGCAGUCAAAUCUUGAAGGAAUUGGUAUUUUUACUGUAAAUUAUUGUCGUUUAGCUCUUGUAUUUAUGAGUGUGUGCUGUGUUCCACUGCUCUGUCCUCAUGUCUGUGAUAUCCAGUAUUAAAUCAGCACUCUCAUGUUCUCACACACA
This is a messenger RNA of Entelurus aequoreus (snake pipefish), 1499 nucleotides long. RefSeq names its product nuclear factor of kappa light polypeptide gene enhancer in B-cells inhibitor-like 1 (gene nfkbil1). Lineage: Eukaryota; Metazoa; Chordata; Actinopteri; Syngnathiformes; Syngnathidae. The transcript is spliced from 4 exons. Gene Ontology annotation, biological process: canonical NF-kappaB signal transduction. The record is from RefSeq and is a predicted model, not a curated record. Gene Ontology annotation, molecular function: protein binding. Bases 171 to 1268 code for a protein of 365 amino acids.